CGCCUGGGAGCUUGGGCUCCACGAUCUGAGACCCAUCAAAUGUUACAGGAGCCGGGCAGAGAGAGAGUGGCUGCGAUCGGGAGCCGGCGACCCCCGGGGCUGGGACCCUCGCUGGGAGAGUCCCAUCCUGAGCCCAGGAAUUUUGCCCUUAUCGGACGCCUCUCGCCCCGGUUCCCAUGAAGAGUCCCGGGACUCUACCGCGAUGUGUGGGAUUGGCUCUCCGCCCCGUGCCGCUCCAGUUACUGCUUCUGUCAGUGUGUCAGCUGUCCAGCCAGGCUCCGGGAGUGGUCCCGUUUGAGGAGGUUUGGAACCGUAGUUAUUGCAGGACCAUUGAGGUGCUAGUGGAUGUCGUCCGGGAGUAUCCGAGCGAGUCGGAGUACAUCUUCAAACCCUCCUGUGUCCCUCUCCUGCGGUGUGCUGGCUGCUGUGGGGAUGAGAAGCUGCGCUGUACGGUGCGAGAGAUGUACAACGUGACGAUACAGGUCAUUAAGUUAAAACCUUUGGAGCAGGUGACCAAACAGGAGGAGAUGAUCUUCACAGAACACGGUAGCUGUGAAUGCCGACCACGGCGGAAGCGAUUGAAAGGCGACAGGAGAAGCAGCAAGAGGAAAGGUCACAGGAGGAGGACCAAGCUGGAAGAUGAGCCAGAACUCAACCAAUGCCCCAUCACGAGGAAGAAGCAGCCCCAGACAGCUUGAAGGAAGAGGAAGAUCAUGGCCAUCGGGCUGAGGUGGACUGUGAUUGCCGUCUGUGCCAUGGAGAGACGUUGAGAAGAAAGUGUCUCAGCGUUGAUGAACAAUGGUGACACUUCCUCAUUCUGCUGUGACAGAGGAAGAGGGGUGAAUAAUCCUUGUACUUCCUGACGUGACUACCCUUGGUGAACAGGAGCCCCCUCGCCGAGAAGGUGGGGAGGGGAUGGUGGCAGAGAAGAGGGCAGCAAGGACCAGGUCCCUUCUACAACUUUCCACUUAUCCCAGAACCGGUCCCUUCUGCCAGACCUGGAGUAUCUCUUCAUCGGAGGGAGUUGCUGUCUUCAACAAUGCAAAUGUACUGCAGACUAUACAGGCAGCAUUCACUAUAUUUAAAUUACAGUCAAAACUUUGAGUGCUGCAUUAGAUGAGAGUUUGUGUGUGUCUGUGUUUUUUAAACUGUUAUCAACUUUACUUCCAAUUAAUCAGUGAGGAUUCCUUCUCUUUUGUAAACAGUAAGCCAAACAUCCCUUCAGGAGGAGCCAAUCUCAAUCACUGGACUGCCCAAUGUGAUUUACAGACAGCGGAGCAUCUUAAAAUGUUUGUGCACAGCGUAGGAUGAUUGGCAUCACCAAAAUGGUGGUGGGCACAGUGGCCCAGCAGGUAGAGCCGCUGUUUCGCAGCCCCAGCGACCCGGGUUCGACCCUGAUCUUGGGCGCUGUCUGUGUGGAGUUUGCAGAACCUCUCUGUGACCGCGUGGGUUUUCCCCAGGAAAUCUCCGGUUUCCUCCCACAUCCCAACGACGUGCGGGUUGGUAGGUUAAUUGGCCACUGUAAAUUGCCCCUAGUGUGUGGGUGAGGGGUAGAAUCUGGUGGGGGGGUUGAUGGGAAUGGGGAGAGUAAAUAGGACUAGCUCGGUUGUUGGCACAGAUCCAGUGGGCCUGGGCCCGUUUCCGUGCUGUGUGGCUCUGGGACUCUCUCUAUGAAUCUAAAGUGUUGAAUAACAUGGGGGGAAGUCGAGGGAGGGUGGCACAGAAGGAAGGGCAUUUGCCACAUAGCACAUGCUACCAGAGUUUGACCCUAACCCUAACCUUCGGCGCUGUCUGUGUGGAGUUUGCAUGGUCUUCCUGCAGUCACACAGAUCCACUCAGGGUGCCUGUGGGUUUACUGGCCACUGUCCUUUGCACCA
Pristis pectinata (smalltooth sawfish) is the source of this 1877-nucleotide messenger RNA. Its product is annotated as snake venom vascular endothelial growth factor toxin ICPP-like. The transcript is spliced from 8 exons. Gene Ontology annotation, biological process: response to hypoxia; sprouting angiogenesis; positive regulation of protein phosphorylation. Gene Ontology annotation, cellular component: membrane. The record is from RefSeq and is a predicted model, not a curated record. Bases 177 to 698 code for a protein of 173 amino acids. Gene Ontology annotation, molecular function: vascular endothelial growth factor receptor binding; chemoattractant activity; growth factor activity. Lineage: Eukaryota; Metazoa; Chordata; Chondrichthyes; Rhinopristiformes; Pristidae.